Messenger RNA from Pygoscelis adeliae (Adelie penguin), 2904 nucleotides. Its product is annotated as receptor-interacting serine/threonine-protein kinase 2-like. NCBI's taxonomy places the organism in Eukaryota, Metazoa, Chordata, Aves, Sphenisciformes, Spheniscidae. The record is from RefSeq and is a predicted model, not a curated record. The coding region runs from base 94 to 1716 and encodes 540 amino acids. Gene Ontology annotation, biological process: protein phosphorylation; regulation of apoptotic process. Gene Ontology annotation, molecular function: JUN kinase kinase kinase activity; ATP binding. The transcript has 12 exons.
GUUCAAAGCUGACUCGAACUUGGUAUCUGCAGCAGUUUCACUCCAUUAUUUCAUAGUUUUUAUGCCCAUAUUUCCAGAGCCAGCCAUCAAGAAAUGGCCAAAUCAUUGCCUGUAGUAGCCCAGGAAGAUUUGGAUAGCUUUACCUUGACCAGGACAGGCUCAGGCUUUGCACUCAAAGCUUUUCAUGUUUCUUGGAACACUCACAUCUCGGUGAAGCUGCUGACCAGCCGGGACACUACAGAGAGGGAGGGGAAGUUGCUACUUCAGGAUAUAGCAAAUGUCAGACACUAUGAGUCUGAACGUCUCCUGCCUUCUCUUGGGAUUUACCAAUACCACAGACUUGUGGGGAUAGUGACUGAAUGGAUGAACAAUGGAUCCCUCCACUCACUCAUCCAUGAGCAUCAACUGUACCCAGAACUUCCGUUUCCCUUACUCAUAAGGAUCCUGUUGGAUGUGGCUGAAGGGCUGCAAUACCUUCACAGCCUCGAGCCUGCUUUCUGCCACUGCAGCCUGAAACCUUCCAAUGUGCUUUUGGAUAUGCAGUACAGAGCGAAGAUAUCAGAUUAUGGUCUAACCAACUGGAGGAAACGGCAACUGAGGUCAGACCUGCAGAACUGCAAUUGGAGAAACUGCCAGGAUUUAGUAUACCUCCCUCCUGAAAUACUUGAAGGAGGCCUUCCUUCCCAGGAAGGUGAUGUUUACAGUUUUGGAAUACUGUGUUGGGAGAGCCUAAGCAGACGGAAACCUUUUGAAGGUCAAACAACCCUGCUGGAAGUUUUGACAGGAAUCUGCAGCAGUUUGCGGCCUGGCAUUUCAGAAAAGUUUAUACCAAGCAAUUUGCCUGAGAGAAAUACACUGUUACACCUUAUCGCUCUGUGCUGGCAUCAAGAACCAGAUUAUAGACCACGUACUGCAGAAUGUGUAGACCUUCUAAAUGGAAUUUCGACUAGUAUAAGUAAGGAGGCAAUUUCCACUGCAAUCUACAAUCUCAUGGAUGCAAAGGAGACAGCACUUAACGCAUGCAAAGGUUCAGAAAUAUACACAUUGCAGACGGGCAUAAGCAAUUCAGAGGUCAUCUGUUCACCAAAACCCAACCACGUAAUCAGCAAGAAAAUUCCUUUUGUAGUGCCAAGCUUGUCAACUAUUCUACUUGAUAGCAGUGCAACUAAUGCACGAAGAGAAAAUAUUCUUGAGAUGGGUCUGUCAAAUACUAUCCCACAGAACACAACAACAAAGAAAGAUCACCCGGGCUCUGACAGUAGAAAAUCAAAUUCCUUUUGCAUGAUUCCUUUAUCUGGUUCAACUGCAGGCAAAGAAAGCAGUCGGCAUAAGGACCCACCACUGGCUUUUAAGUACAGACCGCAACCUAUGCAUCUUGAACAAGCAGUGACAGACCCUUGCUGCAAAGGAAACUGCUGUCAAAUACUAGCCUGCCAGAGACAGACCAUACUGAGCUGCAUGACAGAAGGACGUCUCAACCACAUCCUCGAUGUCCUUCGCUCACAGCAAACGUUGUCCCGAAUGGAUUAUGAAACAAUUACCUCUUACCCCACAGUAACUGGCCGUGCUCGGGCAUUGUUGGACACUUGCCUUUGCCUGGGAGAGAGCGCAGCACAGGUUGUAGUAACUGCACUUUCAGUGACCAAAUGUAGUCCUCUGGGACGAGGCAGCCAUUGCCCAGACUGUCCUUCUAAGGUAAAUAGGCUGUUGUUGUGACUUUUUUUUUUGCAGUUUGUUACAUGGAUCAGAGCACUGGUAACUUGGAAUGGCAAUAAUUCAUAUUAAUUCCUCUAACCCAUUGACUGAAGUCAGUCCUUCCCACAGUCCAUGAUUUUAGUCCUCGAGUGGAAAAAGCUAGCUGGAUUAAAAGGUCAAGUCAACCACUGCCUGCAGAAAUUACCAAGACUGGUAUAACAAAUUCCAGUUUGGACCUCAGAGAUGGGAGGAGUGCAAUGUGUAUCAGAGGAAAUAUAGUUCAAGUCAGAUGACACCUUAUUUCCCUUAUUUUUUUAGAAGGGAGGAAAAUGGAUCAUGACUUUUUGGAGGUCGCACUAUGGAGGAACAGCUGUUACUAAAUCCUUCCAAAUAAGGAUAGCAAACAGGGUACUGGAUGAGGAGAAAAAAAUUACUGCCUUUCACUGAGCUCAUAUCUGAGCCAGCUGUUACAGUAAAAGGCUUAAGAGAAUCAAGAAAUAUUUCUUCAACAGGGCCUUAAGUAAGACUUGGAAAUUUUAUAUUAUGCAUAUAAAUUAUUUUGUUUUCACUCACAAAUGGUCAUAUGCUCUGAAAAUGGGGCACUGAUAGCAGCACUUUGGAGAAGUGGGGCUUAAAGUAUUUACUAAAUGGAAAAACGUUAAUACCUUACAUCCAUGUAGUUCUCUAAGUCUGCAGUUCAAAUGUAAAAUUAAACGAGGAAGAAGAGGUGCCAAGCUGAUCAUUUGAAACAGUGGUUCUGCUGAACUGUAAAGGAAAGUAGUAAAAUUAUCUUAAUUCUAAUGAAAAUGAGGUUAUAUAAGAUGCUGGGUUUUUGAAGGCACAGUGGGAUUCCUUCAAGCUUCAUGGCACUGGAUUAACAUGAGAACUUGUUGUACAAUCUACAAAUAUUUCAAAUGCAAACCCAUGUUACUCUGUUUCCCUAUGUUGCAUGUGUUCUCUCUGCAGUUUCAAACUGCUUAUUGAAUUCAGUAGUUUGUCAGGUUGCAAAAAACACAGUGAUGAUGUGUUUUCUAGGCACAUCUAAGAUAUAAGAAAUUUGUUACAUACUACAAUGCUGCUGGAACCAUAUUUUUUUACAUAAAUUCAUUAAGCUUUAAGACUGCCUUGAGAAAAUAUAUUGUUACAAUUAAAAACCAUGUCUAUCAGGAUAUGUUGAAAAUAGUUUUGCCUAUUAAAGGAGCUAAACAU